AUGGCACAGAAUACUAUUUGUGAUCUUUGCAAAGAAGACUCUGAAGAUCUUGAACACCUUAUGUUCAAAUGCAAGGCCACAGUCCCCAUUUGGCAUGAGUUGUUCGAGUGGAUGAAGAUACCGUUGGCUACGAAUCUUGAUAUGGAUUGGAUUAGAAGGAAAUCAAAAGGAAAAGGAUGGCCUAAUGUGCUUGUCAAGGCUGCUUCCACAGAAAUUGUCUAUGGUAUAUGGAUGUAUAGAAACUCCAUGAUUUUUGGAAAUAAAGGGUCCUAUAGGGAUAUUCAAAGUGUCAUAAAGUCAACAAUAGAUUCUUUAGUCUAUAGAGGGUGGAUGAAACCCAAACAUAGAAAUCACAUUGUUAAUAUUCUCAUGUAA
Vicia villosa (hairy vetch) is the source of this 375-nucleotide messenger RNA. RefSeq lists its product as uncharacterized. NCBI's taxonomy places the organism in Eukaryota, Viridiplantae, Streptophyta, Magnoliopsida, Fabales, Fabaceae. The transcript has a single exon. Bases 1 to 375 code for a protein of 124 amino acids. The record is from RefSeq and is a predicted model, not a curated record.